Ustilago hordei is the source of this 852-nucleotide messenger RNA. RefSeq lists its product as uncharacterized. Bases 1 to 852 code for a protein of 283 amino acids. Gene Ontology annotation, molecular function: RNA binding. Gene Ontology annotation, cellular component: cytoplasm; nucleoplasm; ASAP complex. NCBI's taxonomy places the organism in Eukaryota, Fungi, Basidiomycota, Ustilaginomycetes, Ustilaginales, Ustilaginaceae. The transcript has a single exon. The record is from RefSeq and is a predicted model, not a curated record. Gene Ontology annotation, biological process: mRNA splicing, via spliceosome.
AUGGACGGCACAGCCGAAAGCAGUCGGUCGCCGUGCCGAAGCAGUUCAGCCUGGCGGCAAGGAUCCGAUGCUUCAAUGUCGAGCCGUUGCCACUCUCGCUCACCUACACCACCACCACCACCACCUCUGCAGCGCUCACUUAUACCCUCUCGAACCGAAUCCCACACACUUUCCCACAGCUCCGGCCCAGACAUGAGAGUCGACAAAACAGCACUGCGCAUCAACCAUCUCACCUCCAACGUUGGCGAAUCACACCUACGUCAUAUCUUUGGCUGGUAUGGCGACGUGGUUCGCGUCCACCUCACCCAAAGCCGACCAAAUGGUGGACAAGGGAGAGAUGCAUCCGCACACGUCCUGAUGGGUUCGGUAGAACAUGCCGCCAAAGCAGCGCUCUACAUGGGAGGAGGACAGAUCGAUGGCGCGAUCAUAACCAUCAAGACUUGUGAGGCACCCGACCUUUUACCGCCUCAGGAAACCAGGGCAAGAGUCGGAGGGAGAAAUGGAAGAGAUGGACAGCAUCCAAGAGAUGGGUUCGAAGACAGGAGAAAUAGUGGGAGAGCGGCGCUUCCUCCGCCGCGAGAAAGGGAAUGGCCUUCAAAGGGAUUGCAUCCAGAUCAUCAGCGCAUGUUUGGCGGUGGUAGAAGCAGGAGCAGGUACCAUGAUGGUCACAGUCGAGAUUCUGGAGGUGCCAGUAAGAUGCGUCCUUGGGGUCAACGCGCUCAAGGGUCUACAUCGAGGAGGAGGGAUAUUGGGGACCGUCCAAGGGAAAGAUCUGUAUCGAGAUCCAAAUCACCGCCAUCUCAAGGCAGAAGGCGUUCUUCGACCACAACGCGGGCUUCACCAACUUACUGA